CCGGAAAUGAUUGGUUGGCAUUGGCAACGUUUUAGGCAGGUCUAACGUCGUACACAGUCCCUGAAUAAAGAAACCGAAAGGAAGGGUUGUAAAAAGCUGAGGACCUCUGAACCUUUUUAUUCCUCCCACCCACUCACCACAGAGGAGCAAGGAGCGAGUACAGGCUGCAAAACAGAAUGACCAGCUCAUCUGCUCCCAGGAUGGUGAACAGUUACAAGCGGACUUCUAGCCCUCGAUCCCCGACAAACAGCGGGGAGCUUUUCACUCCAGCACACGAGGAAAAUGUGCGCUUUAUUCAUGAUACCUGGCAGUGUGUUCUCCGAGACAUCCGAUCAACGCAAAACAGUGAACGCAAUGACCGCGGACCACAGGAGUACGUGGAGAAGAACCCAAACCCUAACCUACAUUCUUUCACACCAGUGGACCUAAGCGACCUCAAGAAACGCAACACACAGGACUCCAAAAAGUCCUAGUCUUUCCCAAGACGGUCCAGUCGCUUCUUUCCACCCAUUAUCCUCGAGAACUUUUCCUCCCUCAGCCCGAAAGUCAGCCCUGUUGGCCAGUCUACCAACAGAAUGCCAAUCUCAUUUAUCAACUCUGGACCAUUGCAAUGCCUGCCUCUUUGCUUUCGCCUCUACAACCGACGACGGAGAAAAUAAUGGGAUUCCAAGGAGCACAAAUCCUCUCGCUUCUUGGUUCAUGUUUUUUCACGUCACACAAUUUUCAUAUGUACGUUCUUUAUGUGGAUGAGACUGAUGCAGACUUUCAUCAAAAUUUGCUGACAUCUGAUGCUGAGGUACAAACUUUCAACACUCCACAGGACACAAAAGACUGCAGUCUUAAAUAUAAAACCGUUUCUUUACUACUGCUUCCCUAUAUGACUUUGGAGGAAAAUGUGAAAGGGCUGACUUCUUUUUUUGUUUUGUUUUGAAAGAUAGUAUGAUCAGUAAAUCUUAGAAGUAAUGGAAUCUUCACAUUGAGUAUACACUUUAUGGGAAGGUUUUGGAAGCCAAAUGCAAUGUAGAAGGCCAACAUUUUUAUUAUAUAUUUUCUUGCCCGAAAAUGGACUUUACUAAGUAGAGACCUCCCCGAGUUUGCUGUCCUUGGUUGCACCCCCCCCCCCCCCCCAAGCCUUGAAACAAAAUGUUGAAUAAAGGACUUUUACAGUA
Molecule: messenger RNA, 1169 nt
Organism: Pungitius pungitius (ninespine stickleback)
Lineage: Eukaryota; Metazoa; Chordata; Actinopteri; Perciformes; Gasterosteidae
Gene: mcrip1
Product: MAPK regulated corepressor interacting protein 1
Exons: 5
Coding region: 177-473 (98 amino acids)
Source: RefSeq, a predicted model, not a curated record